UUGACUUCGACUUCACAGAGCGGCGACGCCACCUACUCUCUCUCUCUCUCUCUCCACUCUCUCGCCGUCCCCGAGCUAGUUGAGCCGCGGAUGGAUAGUCCCCCCACGGCGGCGGCGGAGUCCGGCAACCGCGCGGGAGAAGAUGCUAAAAAGGAUGGCAUAUCUUGUCAGAAUUUGCGACGGCCAAACCUUUCAUUGCAAAUACCAUCUAGGGCUUUUGAUGACCCUGUGCCAACGUCAACUAGAAUCAACAUAUCUCCUAGCCCAAGUUCAGCAAGGAGCGGUUUGCCUCCAAGGCCAAAUUCGACUAGAGCAAAAUCAUCCAUCAGGAACAUGAUUCCACAGAGGAGCUUCAAGGCAAAGAGUUCAUUCCAGGAUGGUGAUCAGACAAUUCUUCUAAUUCCUGGCACACCAUCAUCAUCAUCAGGGCAGCAGGUGAAGCCAAAUACAGCGAGAUCAUUUUCUUUCAGAAAGGUCAUCAGCUCCUUGUCAGCGAAGCGAACCCAUUCUCUUCCAGUUACUCCUGUAGCAACCUCAGAACCAUCUUCUCAUGGUCAUGCAGACAACCUGCCAAGUACAGUUAAAAAUGAGGCUGAGACACAAAUUAGGCGCUCACUCUCUGCGCCAGGAAAUCAUAAAAGUAAGGAUCUGAGAAGGACGGCUUCAUCAGGCCUUAUCCGUGUGAUUCCCACAACCCCACGACCUGUUCCUGUUGAAACUGUUGCACCAAAUGAUGGAAUUGAAGAAGCAGUAGAUGUUCCUGAAGAUGGAGGUGAAGACAUUCCCGAAGAAGAUGCUGUCUGCAGGAUUUGUCUGGUUGAACUCAAUGAAGGAGGGGAAACACUUAAAUUGGAGUGCAGCUGCAAGGGAGAACUUGCUCUUGCACACCAGGAGUGUGCAAUAAAAUGGUUUAGCAUCAAGGGAAACAAGACAUGUGAUGUUUGCAAGCAGGAGGUUCAGAAUCUACCUGUGACUUUAUUGAGAAUACAGAUUCGAACUGUUAACAGACGACCACCAAAUGGUGUUCCGCAAAGAGUGCAACCACAUAGAUUUUGGAAGGAGACUCCAGUUCUAGUCAUGGUCAGCACACUUGCGUACUUCUGUUUCUUGGAGCAACUUUUGGUUACUGAUAUGCAGACACGUGCACUAGCUAUUUCUUUACCUUUCUCCUGUCUCCUGGGCAUAUUUUCUUCCAUCGUGGCAUCCACAAUGGCAACCGAUAAUUACCUAUGGGCUUUCGCUACGCUCCAGUUUGCUUUCGUGAUCCUAUUUGCACAUAUCUUCUACAAUUUGUUAAAAAUGGGGGCAGUCCUUGCAAUCCUACUCGCAUCCUUCACUGGUUUUGGGAUCGCUAUUAGUCUAAAUGCAAUGCUAAUAGAAUUCCAGAGGUGGAGAUCCCUGCGGAAUCAACAGUCAACUCAGCAUAGAAAUAACAGGCAUGGUCAAUCUGGGAACAAUGCUUCAAAUGAGAACACUGCAAGUAGUGCUAGGCAGCAAGGCAGUGGAAGCGACCAACAGCCUCAAGAACAUGGCUGAAGGACCCAUAUAUGAUUCUGAAGGUUUCAUGAUGAUAAAGUCAGUCUAGGGUGGAAGAUCUCAGUUCAUAUUUUCAUCAUGAAUACUCACCUUCAGUUUACAUUGGUGCUGAAUUCUGCAGUUUCAAAAGCGCCGACGACCGAGUUGAAUGAAACAAGAGUGCUAGGUAAUCUGCAAAUCUGCCAUUCGAAGAAUGCCAUAUUCCAUCACUACAGAAGUUUGUCUUGACUCUUGAAACAAAGUGUUGUUAUUCAGAAAAAAGGGGCUCUCCAUCCUCAACCAAAAAGGUUCAUCAGUCUGAUGAUUGCAGCUACUCCAAGUGAUAGUUUAGUACAUGUUUUUCAUGCAUAUAUAUAAAUUGUGAGGCAAACAGCCAAAAUACUGUCAACCAGCCUUGUAUCACUACCACGAACGAACUGUAUAGAGCUCAAUCGUUUGUAAAUUUUGCUUUGCUGCUAAUUUUGAGAGAGAUACUACAGUUCCCUGAA
This is a messenger RNA of Oryza brachyantha (malo sina), 2024 nucleotides long. RefSeq lists its product as uncharacterized. Gene Ontology annotation, molecular function: zinc ion binding. The transcript is spliced from 8 exons. The record is from RefSeq and is a predicted model, not a curated record. Bases 91 to 1536 code for a protein of 481 amino acids. NCBI's taxonomy places the organism in Eukaryota, Viridiplantae, Streptophyta, Magnoliopsida, Poales, Poaceae.